Molecule: messenger RNA, 1855 nt
Organism: Diospyros lotus (date-plum)
Lineage: Eukaryota; Viridiplantae; Streptophyta; Magnoliopsida; Ericales; Ebenaceae
Product: E3 ubiquitin-protein ligase RHF2A
Exons: 9
Coding region: 178-1401 (407 amino acids)
Molecular function (GO): ubiquitin-protein transferase activity
Source: RefSeq, a predicted model, not a curated record
UGGGAGGGCGAGUCACUCUCAGUCUCAGCCACCGCCAAAAUAAUAAAUAAAGAAAAGGCAGAAAAAGGGUGAAGAACGACGAAGAAAAAAAGUCAUUGCCUUUGCAGUUUGCGCUCAGGUUUGCUUCAGAUUAACGUGUAGUAUCAUCCUCUUCCAAAUCGAGUGGAGGUCGCAAAGAUGGAAGAGGUCGUAAAGUCUGAGAACCAUUUGACAUCUGCUGCAGCUUUUGUUGAAGGGGGCAUUCAAGAUGCAUGUGAUGAUGCUUGCAGCAUAUGCCUUGAAGCAUUUUGUGACAGUGAUCCUUCAACAGUGACAAGUUGCAAACAUGAGUUUCAUCUUCAAUGCAUUCUUGAGUGGUGUCAGAGAAGCUCCCAGUGUCCUAUGUGUUGGCAACCCAUCAGCCUCAAGGAUCCCAGCAGCCAGGAAUUGCUUGAAGCAAUAGAACACGAAAAGACUUUAAGAAUGAAUCCACCAAGAAAUACAACAAUAUUCCAUCACCCAACCCUCGGAGAUUUUGAUUUACAGCAUCUCCCAGUUAGUGCAAGUGAUGCGGAACUUGAAGAGCGUAUUAUUCAGCACUUGGCUGCUGCUGCUGCCAUGGGAAGGGCGCGCCAUAUUGCAAGGAGGGAAGGGCAGAGGAGUAGAUCAUCUGCUCAGGCUCGUCCACAUUUUCUUGUGUUCUCAAGUCAUCCUAACGCACCUUCAAUUGCUUCUGUGUCUUCUCCAAUUCAGGGAGGUGAAGGAGAACCAGCUCCUUCAAACACAGUAGCUAGGCCGACUCCUUCUCUCUCGACCUUGGGAGAAGAUUCUACACCAUUGGUUACUCUUGCACCUUCUAGUCAACCCAUCCAGGUUUCUGCUUCAGCAUCUAGACCAAGUGUUCUUGCUCCCGCUUCUCAUGGAACUUCGUCUGACAAUCAAAGAUCUCAUACUCAAUCUUCUCCAACUCAUCAAGAUGGAGCAGGACCAUCAGAGUUCCAGUCAUUUUCAGAAUCUUUAAAAUCUCGAUUUAAUGCAAUGUCAAUGAGAUACAAAGAGUCGAUUACAAAGAGCACAAGGGGUUGGAAGGAGAGAUUGUUCUCCCGCAACACUAAUAUGUCAGAUCUUGGUUCUGAAGAUAGGAGAGAGGUUAAUGCUGGAAUUGCUACAGUAUCACGCAUGAUGGAGGACUUUGACACCAGAGAUAAUACCAGAACCAAUGCUGCUUCUGUAUCAAAUAGUUUGCGGGUAGCUCAGAUCCAGAAACCAGAACCAUGCCAAACUGCUUUUGAAUCAAAUAGUUCACAGGAUAGCUCAUUUCCAGAUCUGGACAAUGAGCAUAUUCCCGAUGCUGGUGUUAACAAUUCUUUAAAUGAGGGCAUUAUGCAAACUUCAUCUGCCACAGGCUCUGCUUCUAACUAGUCAUCUCUUGAGGAGCUAAUAGAAAGUCUUAUUUGGUAAAGAAGAGCACUGGGUGAUUGUGAUAUGAUGAAAGAAUAAAGGCAGUAAGAGAGAGAGAGAGAGAGAGAGAGCCGGACAAGGUGGACAUUGCCUGGAUUGGAUUCUACAUCAGUAGUAGUACUGACUGUAAAUUGGUUUGUGAAUUUACUUAAUGGACAUGUGUGUGUUUGUGUGGAAGGCAGAAUUAUGCUCCUACUCCUAGAGCUUUUUAACUUUUCCCCCUCAAAUGGGAACUUAAAUCACAAGCAUGAAGGCACCUUUCUUUUCCAUAAUAUUUUUAAUUUCUCAUUUCUAGGUGUCGUAGAACUAACUUUGUAAUAUGUGUGAACCCAUUCAGUUGCAAGCUAAAUUUAUUUAUUUGUUUUUCUUGCUACUGGAAAGGAAAAUGGAUGAAGACAGUUCCUUCUUGCCUUGC